Drosophila sulfurigaster albostrigata is the source of this 1669-nucleotide messenger RNA. RefSeq lists its product as uncharacterized. The coding region runs from base 83 to 760 and encodes 225 amino acids. The transcript has 2 exons. The record is from RefSeq and is a predicted model, not a curated record. NCBI's taxonomy places the organism in Eukaryota, Metazoa, Arthropoda, Insecta, Diptera, Drosophilidae.
UCGUCAGCGGUCACACCUCUGAGGUGGUGGGUGUAGGCUUCCUCAGUUGCAACAAUACUCCCACAUACAACAUCUGAGAUUCAUGCGCGCGGGUACCGAUGUCCUUGUUGAUUCGGACCAAGAGAGCGUGGCGUCGAUUUCAUCUGCUGUAGAGGAGCGUCUUCUUCGGAGUCCACAACCUAUCGUCAGCACCUCUAAGGUUGCGAAGCGGGGCACGUUGGGCCUAAAGGAAAAAGCCAAAUACAAGGCGGCAGUCCGCAUUCAGGCGCGGUUCGGCGGCAGAGCAAAUCUGUCUGUUCAAGACAAGGAGAAGCUUGCCUGGGCCGACGCUUAUUUGCGUGAUAAUCGCACCAACUUCUUAAAAAUCAUGCAAGUGCAGAGCGGUUUCACCGUGCCUGCCAAUCCAAAGGUGGAGUCCAUGACAAGCAAGCGUCAGCGGUCUGCUGAGGGUCCCAAACAAGGGGCUCCAGUAAGAAAAAAGCAGCGAACGCCUGGGCCACCCAAGCCAGAAGAAAAUACGUACAAUACUCCGAGACAAAACCUGAGAGCAACAGUUUCAGAAACUGCCAGGCGGCAUCUGGAGGUUGCUCUCAUCGACAGAGGAAACUCUAACGGAAAAAUGUCCUCAGAUCGGUGGCAGUUGACCCAUGCCAAGCUGGUCGACGCACUUUUCGUCAGGAUGGAGAACGCCCCAGACAGCCCAACAGCCCAAUGCCGACAUUCAAAGGCGCGGGUUGGCUCAACGGUGUCAAAAUCCUAACAUGCCAGGAUGUCCCAACGUUGCUCUGGCUUAAGAAAACCGUCCCCAAACUGGACGGCUUAUGGGAAGGAGCUAACCUGGACGUUGUAGAUAGGAAUAGCAUUCCAUCCAUGCCGAAAGCUAAAGUCCUCUUUCCUGUCGUAGUUCAAGGAGAGCGAGCACUUCAGUUGCUUAAGAAGCAGAACCCGGCCAUUCCGACGACUGAUUGGUCCGUGCUGAAGAUCGAUGAACCUUUACCAAAUAAUGGCGGACAGCACAUGAUCCUUCAGAUCAACAAGGAGGCCGAUGACAUUCUUUAUAAACGCAACGGAAAAAUGGCGUGGGGCGUAGGGAGCGUGUACCUACGUCUCAAAAAACGUCAUCCUACUGACAAGGACACACACACGUUGAGGUCAGGGGAAGUUGAGGCAGAUCUCGGUAUAGAGAGCAUGACCGACGCCACACUGCAUCUCAACUUAACUGACAAGUUGGUGGAGGAGAGGGAGGACCUGUUUGUGCAGACGGACCACACUGCGAGUGUGCAAACCUCUAAUGAGUGUGCUGCAACUCAACCACUACAAGUCUGAAACGGCUUUGGCGGAGUACUUCCUCGCCCUUGAGCCGCUUACGCAGCUUUGAUCCAGGAACCGUAAAUUGCGUCGGAUUACUAGGUUCCCAGCCUAGAAUCGCCUAACUCUUCAUCCCGACAACGCACUGACGAUUUAACUGUUGUUUCCUGGAGAGCUGAGAGGGAUGUAUUCCGCUAAGAUUCUUUUACAACAAACCUGGUCCUUCGGUAUUAAUGGGAGAGGUCUGAUUCUCCAAGAAACAGCUGGUCAUCGGCCUGGACGACCCCGCCCACUAUAUCGUUGUGGGUAGGCCAGACAUCAAUAAAAGGGGUCUCCGUAAUUGAUUGUAUCCUAGACAAUA